UCCUUACAGGCAUUAAUGAAUGAAUCAGGGCUUCUCACAAUAAAGAAAAACUGAAAGGAUUGUCACAAGAGAGCAUCUUAAUCUUGAAAACCAGCUAGCAUGAGGCAAGGCUUACUUUGCCACGUACUUUCUAGGAACUAACACCAUUGCCACUUUAAAAGGAAAUGAAAAGAAACAUGGGCAGCGUGUGUAUUGAAGAACAGCAUGACCUGGACCACUAUCUGUUUCCAAUUAUUUACAUCGUUGUGAUUAUCAUCAGUAUCCCAGCCAAUAUCGGCUCUCUCUGUGUGUCUUUGCUGCAAGUCAAGAAGAACAACGAGCUAGGAAUUUACCUGUUCAGCCUCUCACUCUCAGAUCUGCUGUACACGUCUACUCUCCCGCUGUGGAUUAAUUAUACUUGGAACAAAGAUAACUGGACCUUCUCCACCAAUCUGUGCAAAGGGAGCGCUUUCCUGAUGUACUUGAACUUUUACAGCAGCACGGCCUUUCUCACCUGCAUAGCUCUGGAUCGAUACUUAGCGGUGGUCUACCCCCUGAAGUUUCCUUAUCUCAGGACAAGAAGGUUUGCCUUUGUGGUCAGCCUCUCCAUUUGGGGAUUGGAAACAGUCUUCAACGCCGCCAUGUUGUGGGAAGAGGAAAUCACCAUUGAGUAUUGCGAUGCCGAAAAUUCCAGUUUCACUUUAUGCUAUGACAAAUACCCUUUGGAGGAAUGGCAAAUCAACCUGAACUUGUUCAGGACGUGUGCGGGCUAUGCCCUCCCUUUGGUCAUCAUCCUGUUUUGCAACCAGAAAGUCUACAAGGCUGUGCGGCACAAUCAAGCCACAGAAGAUGGCGAAAAGGAGAGAAUUAUUAAGCUCCUAGUGAGCAUCACACUGACGUUCAUCCUGUGCUUUACUCCUUUCCAUGUGACGGUGCUGGUCCGAAGUAUUUUAGAGCGUGAUGUAAAUUUUCGUGGCCACCAGACUGGGAAGCAGACUUACAAAAUAUAUAGAAUCACGGUCGCGUUAACAAGCUUAAACUGUAUUGCUGACCCAAUUCUGUACUGUUUUGUGACUGAAACUGGGAGGUCUGAUCUGUGGAAUAUAUUAAAAUUCUGUACAAGGAAGCUUAGUAAAUCACGAAGACAAAGAAAAGGUAUACUUUUCGUGUCUACAAAAGAGUCUGUGGAAUUAGAGGUCCUAGAAUAG
Messenger RNA from Echinops telfairi (small Madagascar hedgehog), 1187 nucleotides. RefSeq names its product G protein-coupled receptor 65 (gene GPR65). Gene Ontology annotation, cellular component: membrane. The coding region runs from base 165 to 1187 and encodes 340 amino acids. The transcript has a single exon. Gene Ontology annotation, biological process: G protein-coupled receptor signaling pathway. NCBI's taxonomy places the organism in Eukaryota, Metazoa, Chordata, Mammalia, Afrosoricida, Tenrecidae. Gene Ontology annotation, molecular function: G protein-coupled receptor activity. The record is from RefSeq and is a predicted model, not a curated record.